CCCAUAUCAUAGAGACAACCAUUCCUUCUUUUCGAAUCUCAAGCGACUUGGCCACAGAUUAUCAUGGCGCAACGAGAGGAUGACUCGGAAGAUGUGUCCUAUAAGCGAGCAGUCCAUCAGAGCGCUCUGAGUCGGCCUUCACGUCUGAGUAGUCACGAGAAAUCCGGCAUAGUCUCAACCUUCACUGCUGUGAUAUGCGAUCCAACAAAGACCACAAGGUAUAAACGCCAUCUUACAACGGAUUCCGAGUCUAGAGACGAACUGGCUAAACGCCCACGAGCCGAAAAGACUCCUCUUCGCAAGCAUGAGCGGUUUUGGCUUGCAGACGGAAAUGCUAUAAUUGAACUUGACGGUAUAAACUUCAGGGUGCACCAAUCAUGGUUCACAAAGCAUUCAAAACGGAUUGCAGCCAUACUUCCCGACCAAGGAACGCAAGGCAGCAGACUCGAAGAGAUUACACUUGAUUUUUGUGGCGUGCUUAAAGCAAUAGAUUUUGAGGCACUGCUUUCAUUGUAUGAAAACCCUGGCGACUACCGCGAUUACAUCGAGACCCCAACACUCAUGUCUCUUAUCCGCGCAGCGGCGAUACUCGGUUUUGACAACGAUCGUACAUGGCUCGUGAGGGAGUUGGAAGCGCUUUGGCCGUCUAACCUUGGAGAGCUAUUUGUCAACCCAGAACCACGCCUCGAUGCUCCAGAGGUGGCUUGCCUUGCACGGACGUGUGACAUUGAUUCGCUGUUGAAGCCCGCGUUCUACGAUAUGGCAAGAGCACCUGGAUUCGGUCUGGACAGGUUGGAUGAAUCAGAGCAGAUCGGCCGUGCGGAUGUACUACGCCUUGUUCGGAUGAGAGAGUAUCUGAGCGGAAUGUGGGCUCAGGUAGCUGCACAUGAGGAUCCUACCUUUGUUUGCCAAAACCUCCAGGCUGCACCAUCUAGCAAUGACGAAAGACCCUCAGGUUUAUCUGCAAAUACCAACGGGAAGCCUGUACUUUGCCCUACCCCCUCUGCUAUGGAUAGCCACUGCCUCUCGGCGACGGCACGACGCGAGGCAUGGGUUCGGCUUGUUCACUACUCACAAAUUUUUGCCCAAUAUCGGUACGACCCACUGCGCGGACUAGCAGCGUUGAUAAACAUCACGUGGACCGAUGAAUGGUGCAGGGAUUGCGUGGAGAAAAGGAAGGCUGAUUGGCAUAAAAUGCAGAGGAGAAUCUGGGAGAUGGUUGGUGAGUAUUUAAGAGAAGAAUGACCAAUGGAUGUUUGUUGGGGUUUUUUUGUGGUGUGGGGUUUUGUAAGUUACCUUGAUCACCAAGUAUCUUGCACCUCCCGUGAUUCAAAAUUUCGCACAACCAAGAAACAUUUCUCCUAAUUGUCUUGCUAGAGUUGCGGUGAAGUUCACCAGCUUUGUACUUGAAUUCGCGUCAGGAUAGAAAGGAUUUGGACCGGUGUUUAAAGGCGUGCCAGGACUAUUUGUCGUACAAGUCCAGGAAGUUAGUAUACAGUUUUAUUAAUCUCCAUUUCGUCACUUCAUUAGGCUCUCCGCUGUUGUUCACAUGGCCUUUCUUUCCCCACCAUUUCAAACUCAGGCUGCUUGGUACAGUGCUGUCGACAGUAUUCACACAUUGAACAUUUACCUUACCUGCUCUUUCAGCAUCUAGAUCUGGUCAUCCGUGUUUUUCUGCUCCCCGAUUAUUUAAUACUCCACUUAGC
This is a messenger RNA of Suillus discolor, 1706 nucleotides long. RefSeq lists its product as uncharacterized. The transcript is spliced from 4 exons. The coding region runs from base 64 to 1245 and encodes 393 amino acids. The record is from RefSeq and is a predicted model, not a curated record. NCBI's taxonomy places the organism in Eukaryota, Fungi, Basidiomycota, Agaricomycetes, Boletales, Suillaceae.